This is a messenger RNA of Trifolium pratense (red clover), 1891 nucleotides long. RefSeq names its product 2-succinylbenzoate--CoA ligase, chloroplastic/peroxisomal. The coding region runs from base 50 to 1720 and encodes 556 amino acids. The record is from RefSeq and is a predicted model, not a curated record. The transcript is spliced from 10 exons. Gene Ontology annotation, biological process: fatty acid metabolic process. Gene Ontology annotation, molecular function: medium-chain fatty acid-CoA ligase activity. NCBI's taxonomy places the organism in Eukaryota, Viridiplantae, Streptophyta, Magnoliopsida, Fabales, Fabaceae.
AGAUAAUAACUGUUUCUGUUUGGAAAAAAAGCGCGCUUUCACUUUCCUUAUGGCUCAUAUUUGUCAAUGUCUCAGUCGACUGUUAACUUUCCGGCGACACUUUCCGGUAACCGUUGCCGGAAACCACCAUAAGACAGGGGAACAAUUUGUGGAGAAGGUGGUUUCACUAGCACAUGGUCUUGUACAACUUGGAGUCACACCUGGUGAUGUUGUAGCCAUCUCUGCUUACAACAGUGAUUGGUAUCUUGAAUGGUUAUUAGCCAUUGCAUUUGUUGGAGGAAUUGCUGCUCCUUUGAACUAUCGUUGGAGUUUUGAAGAGGCAAGGUUAGCAAUGAAAGCAGUGAAACCAGUGAUGUUAGUGAUUGAUGAGAGCUGUUAUCCAUGGUACUUCAAAUUCCAACAAAAUGAUAUUCCAUCUCUAAAGUGGCAUGUUUUGUUGGAUUCCCCUUCUUCAGAUUUUACAAACAAAUCGAAUGUGUUGACUCAAGGAAUACUUAUGAAGCAUCUUGUAAAGCCUUUAGAGUUGGAAUACUCGUCGGCACCUGAAGGAGCUGUUAUAAUAUGCUUUACUUCAGGAACUACCGGAAAACCCAAGGGAGUGACAAUAAGCCAUGAAGCUUUGAUCAUACAGUCCCUAGCAAAGAUUGCCAUAGUUGGAUAUAGCGAAGAUGAUGUCUAUCUUCAUACUGCGCCAUUGUGUCACAUUGGUGGCUUGUCAUCAGCCAUGGCCAUGCUUAUGGUUGGAGGUUGCCAUGUAUUCAUGCCGAAGUUUGAUGCAAAAUUAGCCGUUGGUGCCAUAGAACAAUAUGCUGUGACAUCUUUUAUCACAGUUCCUGCAAUGAUUACCAGUCUUAAUUCUAAUAUUAGGCACCAUGAAACCUGGAAGGGGGGAGAAACUGUCAUGAAAAUACUCAAUGGUGGUGGAAGCCUCUCACAUGAGCUUAUUAAAGACACUAACAUAUUCUUCCAUAAAGCUAAGCUUAUUUCAGCUUAUGGGAUGACAGAAGCAUGCUCUUCACUGACAUUCUUGACGCUGUAUGAUCCAACGCAAAAAACCACUAGCCAUCCUUUUCGAACAAAUGGCGAGGUAGAAUCCGAAUAUCUCAUUGAUCAGCCACAUGGUGUUUGUGUUGGCAAGGCUGCACCUCAUGUAGAACUGAAGAUAUGCACAGAUUCCUCUAGCGACAAUGGGAGAAUUUUAACUAGAGGACCACAUUUAAUGCUCAGGUAUUGGGAUCAAACUAUCGAAAACUCGUCAAGUCAGAAGAAUGAAGUAUGGCUUGACACUGGUGACAUUGGAUCAAUGGACUGUCAUGGUAAUUUGUGGCUCCUUGGACGUACAAAUGGUCGAAUCAAGAGUGGUGGAGAGAAUAUUUACCCUGAAGAGGUUGAGGCAAUUCUACUAGAACAUCCAGGGAUUGCAAAUGUUGUGAUUGUGGGAAUCCCAGAUGUGCGUUUCACAGAGACGGUAGCAGCAUGUAUCCAACCACGAGAAAAUUGGCAAUGGUUAGAGCACUCUACUUCAAAUGAAGACAAUCACUUAUCUAGAAAGAAUCUUCAACAAUACUGUCUACAAAAUAAUUUAAGCAGGUUUAAGAUACCGAAGAUAUUUAGAGAAUGGAGGAAGCCUUUUCCAGUCACAACCACAGGAAAAAUAAGAAGAGAUCAAGUCAGAAAGGAGCUUAUAUCUGAGCUACAAAUUUUGCAUAGUAAUCUUUGAAGGAAGCUUUUUUUGUCUGGAAAUCUAUUUUCAGAGGGCAAUCAAAUAGGUGCAUUCUUUUUGAAGUAUAUUUCCAAAGUGACUGUAGUUGGCACUGGGAUGAAUCUAGGCUCUGCCACUCCAAUUUUUUCUGAUUGAUAAACCAAUUGAAUACAUAUUUUUUUCUGAAAA